Molecule: messenger RNA, 1014 nt
Organism: Aspergillus heteromorphus CBS 117.55
Lineage: Eukaryota; Fungi; Ascomycota; Eurotiomycetes; Eurotiales; Aspergillaceae
Exons: 1
Coding region: 1-1014 (337 amino acids)
Source: RefSeq, a predicted model, not a curated record
AUGCCCAUCCCCUUCUCCUUCGCCUCCCCCUGCUACGACCGCAUGGUCCCCCUCGCCACGGGCGAGGUGCGCCCCGCGGGCCUGGACCUGCACUUCGUCGAGGUGCAGCACCCGCGCGACGUGUUCGACCGGAUGGUGCGCAACGCUGAGUUCGACGCCUCGGAGCUGUCGAGCAGCGAGUAUAUCACCCGCCACGUCGCCGGCGAUCGCGCCUUCACCGCGGUGCCGGCCUUCCCCCUGCGUACCUUCCGCCACGGCUACAUCGUCGUCAACACCGACCGCAUCAAGGCCCCCGCCGACCUGUCCGGCAAGCGCAUCGGCGUCCAGCUGUACACCAUGACCGCCGCCGUCUGGAUCCGCGGCCUGCUCAUGCACGAGUACGGCGUCGACCUGUCGAGCAUCACCUGGGUCGAGGGGCGCAUGGACGCCCCCGGCGCCCACGGGAAGCCGUCCGUCCUGAUCCGCACCGAGGGUGGCCGGCCGUUGGCCAAUAUCGAGAAGAACGAGAGUGGGAAGUCGCUGAACCAGCUGCUGGCGGACGGGGACAUCGAUGCCACCAUCGGCGCGGAGGUGCCCAGCUGCAUGUGGGACAACGAGACGUCGCCGCACAUCCAGCGGCUGUUCCCCGAUUACAAGGAGGCCGAGAAGGCCUACUACCGCAAGACGGGCAUCUUCCCCAUCAUGCAUCUCGUGGCCAUCCGUCGCGAGGUGCACGAGCAGCACAAGUGGAUCGCCACCAGUCUGUUCCAGGCCCUGAACGAGUCCAAGGAGCUCGUCCGGAAGAGGACCUACAUGCCCGGCAUGAUCCGGUGCAUGCUGCCGUGGCUGCGCGAGGCCCUGGAGGAGACCGUCGAGGUCUUCGGCGAGGACUGCUGGCCCUAUGGCAUCGAGAAGAACCGCAAGACCUUGGAGGCCCUGGUGCAGUAUCUGUACGAGCAGGGCAUGAUCGAGAGGGUCGUCAAGGUCGAGGACCUGUUUGCUCCGGUGCAGGAGACCCCGUUUGUGAUCCAGUAA